AUGGAAGGUUUCCCAGGACUCCUGUUACUGCUACUGAUCACAGGUCUUUUUGCAUCCUGUAAAUCUUACUUAUUCUCAAGUUCUUCUACUGCAAGUUUGCAAAAUGAAGGAAAGAGUCCAGAAGAGGUGAUCCUAACUCAAGGAACAUCCCUCAGGAUAAGAACUUUUUGUGCCUAUCAGUAUUUGCAAGGAAAGGUCGUUUGGUGCAAAGAAAAACAAUACAAAAAAUGCCAAUUCAAAAAUCCUAUAAGCCUCACAGAACCAGGAUGGCAAUAUCUGACUACUGAACCAAACCAAAAGGUCAUACUAGAAGGUAUAGUAAAUGGUUGCAUUGCUUUAAUCAUGAAGAAUCUCCAAACUGAAGAUUCAGGAAGAUAUUGGUUUGGACUUCUCACCAGUAUGAAGAUGGUUUCUGUGAACACAAUCAAAGUGGUGGUUCAUAAUGGUCUUUUUUUGCCUAGUAAAACUUCCUCACCUCCAACAUCUAGGAUACCGUUUACUUCUACCAAAACAGGAAUGAAGACACAACAGGUGAUCAAGAUACAAGGAGAAUCUCUCAGUGCAGAGGCUUUCUGUUCCCAGCAAUAUGCACAAGCAGAGAAAGUCUGGUGCAAAGGGGAACUGCUGGAAGAAUGCACUCUUGAAAAGCCUAUAAACUUCUCCAGAACAGGGUGGAAGUAUCUUACUACAAAACCAAAUCAACGUGUCAUUCUGAAUGAUUCAGGAAAUGGAUGUACCUAUGUCUUCAUGUCAGCUCUUCAGUUAGAAGAUACCGGGAUAUAUUGGUUUGGGAUUCUUGAUGGCCCCAAUAUAACCCCUUUAAGAAAAAUCAGGGUGAUUGUUCAAAAAGAACAGCAAAAAAAAGAUAUUGCAACAGCAACCAGUGAAGAUGAAAAAAGAGUUUAUCAAGUUGUCUGGGUUCUGGUUUCCAUUGCUGUUGGUGUAACAAUUUUUGCUGCCUUCACAUUAGUUGUCAUGGUGCUCAUCAAGAGAAAGAGGAGAGCAGCAGAUGACCUGAAUUUUGGUGAUAAUCCAAACUGUAGAGUAAUAUCAUUACAGAUUCAUGAAAACAACACUGCCAACAGUUUGCACAAGGAAAUGAAUACAAUAUAUUCCAUACUGAAGAAGCCCACAUCAAGCAUAGACGUCAACAGAACAUUUCCAUUAAGAUCAAAUAUCUACAAACAUUCCAGGGAGUCAAUUGGUGUGCUUUCUUCUUCAGGAUCUAUGGAGUAUGCAAGCAUCUUUUAAUCACAUUUCACCUUUUGGGGUCCAAAAAUAAAAUGAACGUAGUUACUCCUCACUUCUAUAAACUCUGGACUCCUGGAUUCCAACAGUGAGAAUUUCAUUAAUUUUAGCAUUAAGGUCUCUCCUAGAUAUUUCCUUCAUUUCUCAGUGUUGGACUAUUAUAAUUUUAAGAGCUGAUAGGCUAAAGUCCUGAAACGCCACUAUCUGAAAGAUGUGUACGAGUUCACAAUCAGAUGCUGCUCUGUGAGAAUACACAAUCUUGCAACCACUUAGAUGCAGACAAUUGAGUCCCAAUUCUUCAUAUGGGUCAUGAAUCUCUUCUUUGUGCUUAUACUACUGAGGAGAAUUAGUGGUUUGUUUUACAACUAUUUUGAGGUAAGAGAAACAAAAACUAGCUUAAGCCUUAACAUAGUAUAAAAAGCAAAAGAAACACCAACCAAACAAGAAUAAACAUCUGGAAUGAACUAGACUGCAUACAGAUAAACACUGACUACACUGUGAAUGAAUCACAUAGGCUGAGGUUCUUUUGCUCCUUUUUUUAAGGCUCCAAGUUUCAUCUAUUCUAUGGAUGCUUUAAUCUCUUCAUAAAUGUAAACUGUAGCACAUAAUAUGUAUUUAAAUUACUGAUAAAAACAGAAUUCAUGUUUAUGCAAGUGUUCUUCCUUGUAUGAGCAAAAUUUAUGCUUGGGAAGGGACAAGGGCUAUUAUAUGUAACACAUUACUGUACAAUUAAACCUGUACAUGUUUCAAGCAAAGUUUUUUUUCCCUCCCCCUUGAAAUGGUGUCCCUUUAAUUACAGCAGUGUCUCUUUAUAAGUGUGAGCUAAGGCCAAAUAGCAGGGAUCAGAUGAGGUAUAUAAGUGAGAAGUGAAAAUCUUCUUUAUUUAUGUACUUGUCUCCUUAGCUGAGCUUUGAUACCAGGAAUGUAUUUGGGUAUGUGAAAACUACUUGAAAAAGGAUGCAGGGAUAAGGCAGCUGGCAGAAAAAGGGAAGACUCUUCAUCCUUCAUCCCAGGCAAGCAGUGCGUGGGUGCCGCAGGGGGGAUGCUGCGGGUAGGUGGGUGGGUCGGUGCUGUCACGGGUAGGCACUACAGAAUGUGGACGAGUGCACAAGUGCCAUGGGGAGGCACUAUGGAGCAUGGGCAGGUGCGUGGGUGCUGUGAAGGAGCGCCGCAGGCAGGCGCUACAGAAAGCGGGUGGGUGCUGCAGGCAGGCACCAUAGAGUGUGGGUGGGCAAAAAAGUGGCAGGAG
Python bivittatus (Burmese python) is the source of this 2497-nucleotide messenger RNA. RefSeq lists its product as uncharacterized. NCBI's taxonomy places the organism in Eukaryota, Metazoa, Chordata, Lepidosauria, Squamata, Pythonidae. The record is from RefSeq and is a predicted model, not a curated record. Gene Ontology annotation, molecular function: signaling receptor activity. Gene Ontology annotation, cellular component: cell surface.